Psammomys obesus (fat sand rat) is the source of this 1188-nucleotide messenger RNA. RefSeq names its product cation channel sperm associated 3 (gene Catsper3). Gene Ontology annotation, molecular function: monoatomic ion channel activity. The record is from RefSeq and is a predicted model, not a curated record. The coding region runs from base 1 to 1188 and encodes 395 amino acids. Lineage: Eukaryota; Metazoa; Chordata; Mammalia; Rodentia; Muridae. The transcript has 8 exons. Gene Ontology annotation, biological process: monoatomic ion transport; transmembrane transport. Gene Ontology annotation, cellular component: membrane.
AUGUCUGAGUUCUUACACAUCCCAGUAAGAACUGUCUCUAGCUCGCUGUUCGGCACAGCAUCAGAGGUGGUGUAUGCGAGAUUCAAGAAAAUUAAGAGGAGGGAUCCAGAGUGCCAGGCUUACAUCAGGAAGGUUGUGAGGAGUCCCUUCUUCCAGAUCCUGAUGAUCAGCACCGUGGCCACCAAUGCCUUUUUCAUGGUCCUGGGGACUGACUAUCACAUAAGGUACAAAUUGUUCAGACUCUUUGAGGUAUCAGAGAUCUUCUUUGUCUCCAUCUACGCCUGUGAAUUCCUGAUGAAGGUCUACGUGGAGCCCAUUAAAUUCUGGAGGGAUGGCUACAACCUGCUGGACGUGGUCAUUAUCAUCAUUGUCUCAAUACCCUACGCCCUCCGCAAGAUCAAGGGGAACCGCUACAAAAACCUCCACAUUGCUGACGGCAUCCAGUCUCUGCGCAUCCUCAAGGUUAUCCCUUACAGCAGAGGCAUCAGGACUCUCAUCACGGCUGUGGGGCAGACAGUCUACACCGUGGCCUCUGUGCUGACGCUGCUCUUCAUCCUCAUGUACAUCUUCGCGAUCCUGGGAUUCUGCCUGUUCGGAGUUCCGGAGAAUGGUGAUCUGAAUAACUGGGGGAACCUGGCCGCAGCAUUCUUCACCCUCUUCAGUUUGGCCACGGUUGAUGGCUGGACAAACCUGCAGGAAGAGCUGGACAAGCGGAAGUUUUCUGUGAGCCGGACGUUUACCAUCAUCUUCAUCUUGCUUGCUUCCUUCAUCUUCCUCAACAUGUUUGUGGGUGUGAUGAUCAUGCACACGGAGGACUCCAUCAAAAAGUUCCAGCGGGAGCUGAUGGUGGAAAGGCACCUGACGCUUAUGGAGGAGAAGCAGAUGAUCCUGAAGCGCCAGCAGGAGGAUGUCAACAGGCUGAUGAACACGCAGAAGAGUGGUGGCAGGAGCUUCAUCAAGCUGGUGGAGGACUUCAAGAAGACCCUGCAGCACACAGACCCCAUGGUCCUGGAUGACUUCGGCACUAGCCUCCCCUUUAUUGAUGUGUACUUGACCACUCUGGACAACCAGGACACCAUUAUCAGCAAGCUUCAGGAGCUGUACUAUGAGAUUGUGAACGUGCUGAGGAUGAUGCUUGAGGACCUGCCGCAGCAGAAGGCUUCCAGGAGCUCAGAGAUGAUGAUCUAG